Messenger RNA from Oenanthe melanoleuca, 7092 nucleotides. It is a transcript of the gene PACS2, whose product is annotated as phosphofurin acidic cluster sorting protein 2. The coding region runs from base 50 to 2713 and encodes 887 amino acids. Gene Ontology annotation, molecular function: transmembrane transporter binding. Gene Ontology annotation, biological process: protein localization to plasma membrane. The transcript has 24 exons. Lineage: Eukaryota; Metazoa; Chordata; Aves; Passeriformes; Muscicapidae. The record is from RefSeq and is a predicted model, not a curated record.
CGGCGGCGGCCCCGCGCGGUGGGCGCGCGCCAGGGCGGCGGGCACAGCCAUGGCGGCGGCGGCCGAGCGGAGCCGCCUCAGCUUCCCCGGCGGCACCGGGGCCCUGGGGCGGCCCGUGCCUAUGAACCUCUUCGCCACCUGGGAGAUCGACGGCUCCAGCCCCAGCUGCGUCCCCAGGUUGUGCAGCUUGACAUUAAAGAAACUGGUAGUCUUAAAGGAGUUGGAUAAGGAGCUUAUUUCUGGGGUCAUUGCUGUCAAAAUGCAGGGCUCCAAGCGCAUCCUGCGCUCCCACGAGAUCGUGUUGCCCCCGAGUGGACACGUGGAGACAGAGCUGGCACUGACCUUCUCACUGCAGUACCCUCACUUCUUGAAGAGAGAAGGCAACAAGCUUCAGAUCAUGCUGCAGCGGCGCAAGCGGUACAAGAACCGAACCAUUUUGGGCUACAAGACCCUGGCUGUGGGCUGCAUCAACAUGGCUGAGGUCAUGCAGCACCCUACAGAAGGUGGCCAGGUUCUGAGCCUUUUCAGCAACAUCAAAGAGGCUCCAGUGAAGGUGGCAGAAAUCUGGAUCUUCUCCUUGUCGAGUCAGCCAAUCGACCAUGAAGACAGCACAAUGCAGGCCAGCCAGAAAAUCAAGUCUACAGACAACUAUUCCGAGGAGGAGUACGAGAGCUUCUCUUCUGAGCAGGAGGCCAGUGAUGAUGCCGUACAGGGCCAGGAUUUGGAUGAUGAUGAGUACGAGAUGGGGAAGCCCAAGAAGCAGCGGAGAUCGAUAGUAAGGACGACAUCCAUAACCAGGCAACAAAACUUCAAACAGAAGGUUGUGGCAUUGCUGAAGAGGUUUAAAGUGUCUGAUGAGGUUCUGGAUUCAGAGCAGGACCCAGCAGAGCACGUUCCAGAGGUGGAGGAGGAUUUGGACCUUCUGUAUGACACGCUGGAUAUUGAGAAUCCCAGUGACAGCGGGCCAGAGAUGGAGGAUGAUGACAGUGUCUUGAGCACUCCAAAGCCAAAGCUAAAACCUUAUUUUGAAGGACUGUCACACUCCAGCUCUCAGACAGAAAUUGGUAGCAUCCACAGCAUCAGGAGCCAGAGAGAGCCACCAAGUCCUCAGGUAGAAGUGCCUGAAAAGACAAAGAGUCUUGGAACCAAACAUGCAGGCGACAGUGUUUCUGACACUGUCCCUUAUGAGUCUAACCAGCAAGCUGAGGUCCAGGAGGCUGAACUCCCCACUCCAGAUGUGUUUGUGGAGAAGCUCCCACCCAGCGGGAAGAUCACAAAGACAGAGUCCCUCAUCAUCCCAUCCACCAGCAGGUCAGAAGGGAAGCAGGCGGGGCGGCGGGGGAGAAGCACGUCGCUGAAGGAGCGGCAGGCGGUGCGGCCGCAGAACGAGCGCGCCAACAGCCUGGACAACGAGCGCUCCCCGGACACCAGGCACCACCUGCAGAUCCCCAGGAAAACAGUGUAUGAUCAGCUAAAUCACAUCCUGGUUUCUGAUGACCAGCUGCCAGAAAACAUUAUUCUUGUCAACACAUCUGACUGGCAAGGCCAGUACCUUUCAGAUGUCUUGCAAAAGCACACCUUGCCAGUGGUCUGCACAUGUUCCUCUGCUGAUAUUCAGGCAGCUUUCAGCACAAUUGUCUCCAGGAUACAGAGAUACUGUAACUGCAAUUCACAGCCUCCAAACCCAAUUAAAAUUGCAGUGGCAGGAGCCCAGAAUUACCUCAGUGCUGUGUUGAGGCUCUUUGUAGAGCAGCUGUCUCACAAAACCCCCGACUGGCUCGGCUACAUGAAAUUUCUGAUCAUCCCUCUAGGCUCUCAUCCAGUGGCCAAGUAUCUGGGCUCUGUAGAUUAUAGAUACAACAACUUCUUCCAAGAUCUAGCCUGGAGAGAUCUGUUCAACAAACUUGAAGCACAGACCACUGUUUCGGAAGCGCCCGACGUCGUGUCCCGGAUAACGCAGUACAUAGCAGGGGCAAACUGUGCUCACCAGCUGCCCAUUGCUGAAGCCAUGCUGACCUACAAGCAGAAGAGCCCCGACGAAGAAUCUUCGCAGAAGUUCAUUCCCUUCGUCGGGGUGGUGAAGGUUGGAAUAGUGGAACAGUCUUCUGCAACAUCAGGUGACUCUGAUGACGCAGCUCCCUCCAGCUCCGUUGUCCUUUCUUCCACCCCACCUUCCGUGUCUCCUGCUGUGAAAGAAGCCUCCCCCACGCCCCCUUCCUCACCAUCUGUGACAGGCAGCUUCUCCUCCCCAAGCCAGAGCCUCGGUGCUGAAUUGAUGGGCCUGCAGGUGGAUUACUGGAUUGCAGCUCCACCCGUGGACAGGAAGAGAGACCCAGAGAAGAAGGACCCCUCCAGUACCAAAAACACACUGAAAUGCACUUUCCGGUCCCUGCAGGUCAGCAGGUUACCGGCCAGCGGCGAGAUCGCCACCACGCCAACCAUGUCCAUGACUGUGGUGACAAAAGAAAAGAACAAAAAAGUGAUGUUUUUGCCCAAGAAAACAAAGGACAAGGAAGUUGAGUCAAAGAGCCAGUGUAUUGAAGGAAUCAGCAGGUUGAUUUGCACAGCAAAACAUCAGCAGAACAUGCUGCGUGUCCUCAUCGAUGGGGUGGAGUGGAACGACGUCAAGUUCUUUCAGCUGGCAGCACAAUGGUCCUCUCAUGUCAAGCACUUUCCCAUCUGCAUCUUUGGACACUCCAAAUCUAACUUCUAGCUGUGCUGGGCGCAGGGACCUUCUGCCCAUCCCGAGGACUGCACACCAGGAGCCAGGAACUGCGUGCCAACUCUGACUCGCCUCGCUCUGCCCUCUCCUGCAGAAUUAAUUACAGAUGUGCUUGGAUUACUUUUGAAUUACUUUUUUCUAUUAACUCUUUAAGUUUACUACAAGGGAAGGAAACCCCUUUAAACAAAGGCAAAAAAAACCCCAACAAACCAACAAACCAGUCUUAAAUAUAGAUGUGCUGACAACGUGAAGUCGUGGGGGAGUUGGCAGGAGCAGGCAACCUGCCCAAGAACACCUACCACUUAGGAGCAGAUAGCUGAGUAACUGCACUGCUUAUUAACCUGAGACCUCAUUGGUGUGAGUGGGCUGGGGGAGCCGUGGAUCAGCUCAAAUAGAUUUUGCAGAAGAUCUCGUGUGCUGGGCCCCCACUCUGUGUUUCUAGGAGAAAAGGAUGGCCGGUUUUCCUUCCUGCUGCCAAAGGAUGAGAGAUCAACGAGUCUGGAGGGAGUUCAGCUGUCUGCUGUGGAAAACAAGGCACUUGCAGAGUUAGGGAGGUGUGGAGAGGAGAUCCUCUUCGGAGCACAGAGCCUGCCAUGGGGGCAGGCAGAUGUUGGUGCUGAAGCGAUGCCUGAGGAGGGUUGGGCAGGAACAGGAAUUAGGGAAACACUAAUAAGGAAACUCCUGUGUCCCAGGUCUUUUACAAUGACCGAACCAAGCCAGUCUCUGUGUUCCCCAGCUGGCUGUGCUGCUGAGGGGCACCACGUCAGUGGGGUCGCUGCUAUUUACAUACUCACACCCAUUAUUUUACCUGUCAAUAAAACCUCGUCCAGCCUCCAAAGGGAAAGGAUUUUUUUUAACAGCUGCAGAUUUUUUUUAAUGCUUUCUAAAAAAAAAACAAAUAAAAAUAAAAUAAAAACAAUAAAUAACAGGAAAAAAUAUUAAUUUGCCAAAAAAACCCCACAAACCCAGGAAGACGAGCCGUUGUUCUGUGGAGUGAUGCAUCACUGCAGUGGCUGGACUGUGUGUGUCCAGCUGCCUUCCUGCCCUGUGUCAAACUGCUCACCUGAGGAGGCACAGGCUGCUCUUCAGUGCUGGGUGGGAUAUGGGGAGCAGGGUGCUCUUGCCAUGUGGAAGAACAGACAUCUCUGCCAUUUCAGGGUAAGAGACUGAAAUUUCUGAUGAGCCUUUUUGGGUCCCCUCUUUGUGGGCAGGCCAGGCUCUGUGAGGCACUUUCUGAGGGCAGUGAUGCUUUUGAACUUUUUUUUUUUUUCUUUUUUUACCUGAUCCCUUACCCUUGGGUUUUUAAAGGCUUGGGGAACCUGCUCUGCAUGGGCACCACCUGGGUUCUGUUGGGCAGGUACUGAUGGUGUGCUCUGCUGGCAGGGAGGUUCUGAGGUUAGAGCUGGAUCUUGUGCCUGUUGUGCCAUCAGCUUGGGCUGCUUCAGCAGCUGAGCACAAGGGCAACCUGCAUGGCCAGGGACUGGGUAUUCCCUUCAAGCCAUGCAGGGGAGGAGGACACUGUCCCAGCCUGGUGGCAUUCUGCUGGGCAGGACACACUGUCUGGCUGCAAUAUUUGUUCUUCCUGCCUGCCCUGUGCUGGCUCCUGGCUGUGGCAGAAGCUGGGCUGUGGUGGGAUGUAGCUGUGUCCCUCAGCUGAUGUUUUUGGGUGACCUGAGCUGAUGCUCUGGGGCUGUAUAGCGUUGCCUAGCAGCAGCAGCGUGGGAGAGGGUGUGUAAGCACAUCACAUCUUGAUCGAGGCUGUCGCAUCAAAAAAAAAGCUUUGUAAGGGAGAUUAGUCAGUGUGUGAUUUCUCCCUGGAGUCCCACACUGGUGUGACAAGGGUGAUGGGGCUGGGUUCCAGCUGUGUGCAGCCUGGGCAGCUCUGGUGGUGCUGCUGCAAUAACUUUGUUUACUGGGGGGCGAGGCGAGAACCAUCACUGUGCUCCUCUUUGUAUUUCAACCUACUGUAAAGAAAAAACCUGGUAGCUAGGACAGGGUUUCCAGAGUCCUGCCUAUCAAAUGUGUGUUGCCCUGCUGUACUCUGUGCGUGUGUGUGUGUGUGUACGUGUGAGAGAAACACUUCUGCUCGUUGCAUUUCAUGUUGGUUUGUGUUUUGUUCUAACUUUAUACAAGCAAAUACAUUGGGAGGCACUCUGUACACCUGAGGGCUUGAUUUCUCCCCUGUGGAAAGCUGUUGUUGCUCUGAAAUGUGUCUUCCAUGCAAGAAAACAUCCCGACUUCUCAGCCUUGUUAUCCCAGAGGGAGUCCAGCAGUGGCAGGCUGGGCCUGCCUGUGGGCAGCUGUGUGAGGUGGCUCUCACAGGGGUGGCUCUGGUGUUUCCUGGCCCUGGAGGCAAGGGCUGGCAUGCAAAUUUGGUGGCACAGCUCUCAUCAGGUCGUUGUGCCUCUGUUGUUUCUCUCCUGGAGCCACUUCAUGCAGCUGUUUCUUUCCCUGUCUGGAGUAGAAACAGGUUUCUGUCUCUAAGAAAAAUGGCUCAGACUGUUUGGAGUCAGAAUGAGUGACUGACCUCAGGUUUCCCACUUUCCCAACUUCCCCAACAGUUUCUGGGGGGACCUUGCUGGGAAUGAGCUCCACUGACUUAAGGGAUUCUCACUGUGGGACCAGGAAACAUUUCUGGGGCAGCAGAGGUCAUGUCAGUGAGUGCAGGAGGAUGGCUUAGAGCAGAGACAGCACCGCUCUGUCUUCAGCUCUGGAGAGUUUGGGCAGGGAAGGGACAUCUCAAAUGAAGAAACUCGGGGGGCUGUCUCCCACACUGGGCUUACUUUGGAGCCGUGUGGUCUGACAGCAGAGGCAGGGCCUGGGGUGGGCAGCACCUGAGUGGGUCUCCAGCCAGGAGGUGCUUUGAAGGUGGUGUCCCCUGCUGUGUCCCUUUCUCUGUGCCAGAGCUCACCCCAGCUCCCCACAGGGCCAGUCUCUCCCACCCCUCUGGCUGUGGCUUCUCAUUGCAGGGUUUCUCUCAGCUGCUGUGGGUGAGCUCUGGGGAGCGGGCUGGCUGCACCACGCUGAGCCAGUCCUGCAGCUCCAGAGAGCAGAUGAAAGAUGGAAGGGUUUGUGGAUCAUGUUGCACCUUGAGUGCUUCCUGGUCCUCUGGCUUGAGUUUCCUGGAGACAAAGGCUGGGCUUCAGCCUGCCAGCGCUCGGUCAGAGCUGGCUCUGGUGGCGCUGGUGACGUCGGGGACAUCUUGUGUGGCUGUUGUAGCUCGGUGCUGCAGUUCCCAUCCAGUUCAAUUGUCACUUCACAUCGUCACUGCACAAUCCUUCUGAAUUACACAUGAGUUUGGGGAGAACCUGGUCUCUUUGGCUGUGUUUGCUGCUUUAAUUAGAACACAAGAUAAAGCUUGUGGCUUUAUCCUGCAGAGAGGGCAGGGGUAGGUGGCUGGGAGGUUUCUGGGGCUGAGGAGAUGUGCCUGUUUGCUUUCCAUCACCACACUCAGCCAGGAGCCACACUGCCCUGUGCUUAACCUGUGAUUGCAGCAAAGGCCCUGGCAUGUUUCUCCCCAGCAGCAUGUGAGAGAGCCAGGGCAGAGGCUGUUUCACCUGGACUCUCCAAGGUUAAGAGGGAAAUCAUGUCAAAAGGCAGCAGAACCAGUAGUCUUUUCCUGCUGCUUGAUGUGCUAAGGGGUUGGGAAACUGGGAUUAGGACAGUCCUGCCAUGCAGCUGUAAUGGGCUUGGGGCCCUGGGGCUUUCUUGAAGUUAGGUUGGAUGCAGUGACUGUCCCCUUCAUCUGGGGGGUGAUGAUCUCAGCAGAUAUUUGAGUAGUGACAUUUUAGUGUGACACUCCCUCUGGGCUUAACCUGGCAGGAGAAGGCCAGAAGUGAGCAGCAGCAUCUCCUGGAGGUUCCCUGCAGCCUCUUCCAUGGUGUUCUUACAGGAGAUGUUCCUGGCAGGGCCGGCUCCUGCAGGAAGGAUCACUCUGGUGCUUUGGGACAGACUGGGGCAGAAGGGGACGUGCCAACUUGUAAAGCAGCAGGUUGCUGGUUUCCUUUGGGAAGAGCACUGUUCUGGGGCCACGUGCAGUGUUCUGGGGCCACGUGCAGGCAGCUGCUGCUUGGAGCCUUGGCUGGACAGUGGCUGUGGACGUGCCCCGGGCGUGGGGAUGGCUGGAAUUGUGGGGCUGCGUGCCACCAGGCUUGUCCUGGCCGCGGCGUGCGAGGGGACGGUACCACUUUGUAGAUUCCCGAGCUGUCCAUCUGUUUCAUUGUUGUAUUGUUUGGGUUCUAGGGUUGUUUUUUACCAAGACAGAUUAAAUGUAAAUAGCCUUUUUUUUGGAACAAACCGCAACGUGCUCGACCUCGUCAACUAUUUUAUGGUACUAAUGCAACACUAAUAAAACUGGACAUGAAAGCACA